UAACUGCCAGUUGCUUUUACAAUUCGAACGUUUCACGAAUUAGACGUGUGUCGGCCUUGCUCUUCAAUAUAUCUUGCUGUUUGUUAUUCGGUUUAUUAUAAAUGCAAAUCAUACAGCCAUUACCGUAGCAGUUAUAGAUCGUACAUUUCUGAAUUCUGGCUGAAAGGUGGCAGUAGAGUGUGUGCAUUCCAUGUUUUGAACGUUUAAUGGCGAUGAAUUUCAAUUGAUGCUGAUGGUUUUGUCAAUGUUUUUAAUGAAAGCACAACAGUGGUACUCUGUUAUUACAACGGAAGUGAUCUUUGUGAUAAGAAAGUGUAGGAACCCACUUUCUUGGAGGGUAUCAUAAUUUGGCUGCUGUUUUUUUUUUUCAAACGAACAAAGAAUCUUAAAUAGGUGGUUAAAACAAGACCGUCGCUGAACUUGUACCAUUCACCAGUAUGGAUGCUGAAGAUCGGGUUGUGGUUACCUUGGUUCUACUUCAACUAGUCACCCUAAUCAAUGGGUCGGUAGCAUCGGAAGAUCCACAGUUGCUAGGAAUUGUUCUCGUACAGGAGCUUAAUGUUGAAGAGGAGAAAGCUGCAGAUGUUAUAUCCGUGGAUCUUCCCAGUCAAGAAACAUCGACAGUUGGUUAUCAAGUAGAACAAGAAUCAUCAACUUUAAGUGUGACUCCAACGACAAGUCUGCGGGAACUGAGCACUGUGACUCCAACAAUGGAUCUGAUCACCAUUAUUUGGUACGUGGCGACGUUGAUAGCUCUGAUAUCCUUCUUUGUGGUGAUGGCAUGUGCGGAUACAAACAGAUGUUUCACACCAAAGCCACCAGAUGUAGAAACGCCUGUACCUCCUACACCAGCACCAUCGUAUCGUCUUUUUGCUCCACCUAGCUAUGAAUCAGUCAUUGAUAAAAGAUCGGACAGCAUCUUUAUCAUUCCGGUCCAUAACAGCAGCAGCAGUCGAGAACAAUUCACCGAAGAUUUGGUUGUUAACCUUUCCAAUGUGAUAGAGCCCGCAGCAACGUCUAGCAGUAAUGCACGAAGUGAAAGUGCAGGCAGCCAUGAUCGCUCACAUCGUUCUGAAAAUCUUGUAUCAGUGACUGUAUGAGGCUUAAAUUAGUGACUUUGAAGCCUCCACUUGUAAGGAAUCCUGAUAUCAAAUUCGGCGAGAAACGAGAUUUCUCUUGCGCUGAAUAAGUUUCUUAUAUCGUCAGUUUGUCUUAGCUACGUGUCUGGAAUAAUGAUGGUAGUGAAAUCCAUUUCUUAUGCAGUAGGUGACUUAUACAGCCGAUAUGAGUCGCAAUUUAUUUGUGCAAUGCGUCAUGAUGAAUCGCGCACAAAUACACUCAAGUUUUUUUUACACGGUUUUUUCCGCGAUUUUUUACACGUUUUUUUACACAUUUUUUUACACGGUUUUUUAC
This is a messenger RNA of Ochlerotatus camptorhynchus, 1413 nucleotides long. RefSeq lists its product as uncharacterized. The coding region runs from base 438 to 1100 and encodes 220 amino acids. The record is from RefSeq and is a predicted model, not a curated record. The transcript has 3 exons. Lineage: Eukaryota; Metazoa; Arthropoda; Insecta; Diptera; Culicidae.